Postia placenta MAD-698-R-SB12 is the source of this 1425-nucleotide messenger RNA. RefSeq lists its product as hypothetical. NCBI's taxonomy places the organism in Eukaryota, Fungi, Basidiomycota, Agaricomycetes, Polyporales, Adustoporiaceae. The coding region runs from base 1 to 1425 and encodes 474 amino acids. The record is from RefSeq and is a predicted model, not a curated record. The transcript is spliced from 7 exons.
AUGAGCUUCAAUCUCUGGAAUUUCACAAUUGAUGAUUCCAGUUCCUACAUCACGUAUACUCCUCACGGUGACGGCGGCCUUGGCAACUGGACACAGACAGGCUGGCAGCCAUGGUACUUGGGAUCGGGUGGUUUGAGUUCUACGGUAAGAUAUGUCAUACUCGUUGGAUAUCCAGGAAAUGCAGUCUCCCUCUACGGAACUACUAACGGCUCCUUCGACGUGACUCUGGACGAUGAUUAUACCACCGAUGUGACCGCAGAGAGCGACAUACUCCUCUUCUCCCGAGGCGGUCUCACGACGGACAUACACCAUGUGAACUUGACUGCACGGCCACAGGCCGGCAGCGGCCAGCAAAUGUCCUUCGAUAAUGCAGUCAUCACGAUCCCGUACACCGGAGGGGCGGGAACGCCAGUCCCGCUAGUCUACGCAAACACCAACACCUCAGCUUUCCAAUACACCGGGCUCUGGAUCCAAACCGAGGCAGUGAACGUCCCCUCAUCCACCUCCACCGCACCGUACCACCAGACCAGCAGCUAUGGUGCCUCCGCGUCCAUACACUUCGAAGGUGAGGCGGUCGCCGUCUACGGGUCCCGUGAAUGGGGAAGCUGGCUGUACAACAUUAGCUUAGAUGGCGUCAACUCGCAGUACAACGGCAGCACGAUGUGGGAAAUCGACAACGCGCUGCUGUUCUUCCAGGCGGGGCUGAACCCGAACGAGACGCAUACACUCGAUAUUACAGCAGAGGGCGAGCGCUUCAUGUUGAAUUAUGUUACCGCGUUCGUCCCGAACAAUACGAAUACGAAUCAAUCUGUAACCCCUACCGACUCUGUCACACAUAUCCCGAGUGCCUCCGUCACGCCAAGCGCGGUCGGGAAAAGCAGCUCUUCUAGUAAGGUUAACACCGCAGUGAUCGUCGGACCCGUCGUCGGCGGUGUUGCCGGCCUCUUGAUCAUAGGCGCCCUAUUGUGGUGGUUCCUUCGCCGCCGUGACCGUCACACCACCGACGAGCUGUUCACCGCGCCUUACCUGGAAACUUCCAAUGCCACCUCUAGCGUCCAGGCCUCGUCUGCAUAUAGCUCGAAGGCUGCCUUGUACGGCCCGCCGCCCGGUUCAGAAGCGACACCCGCGAGCUUCGUCGCCUUCCGCGCUGCGUCUUCCCCGCGAACAACGGCCACGCACACCGGUUCACACAGCAUGUCGGGCUCGUCGUAUAUUGACCCGUUGACGCCCUCGGCCGCGGACGUGUCGCAGUCGCACACGCCGAGCACGCCGACGACCAUUGCAGCACCACCCGCGUCCGUCGAACCCGCGCAGCAGCAGGUGAAUGUGGACCGCAUCAUUGAGCUUAUCGCCCAGCGGAUCGACGGUUUCUCGCCUGGGCGGGCGCGCGACAUGGAUCCCCCGCCCCAAUACCCAGUUGACUAG